AUGCAGACGAUCCUCUCCAGGGCCGGACAGGCUCCGCGCGGCGGGUGCAAAGCCUGCAGCAGCGCCAUCAACACCCUGGGCAAGAGACCGGCCCCCGUCCGCCGCAAGCCGACCUUCGCCGAGCUCUUCACAGCAUGCUACAGCUCCAUGUUUGCCACGGCGGCAUUGGUGGAUGCCAUACGGAAGGAUGACCGCCGCAGGGAGCUGGAUCGUCAGCUGGACGAGGUUCGAAAGGAGAUUGCCGAUCUCCAGGACGGCCGGCAAUCGCACAGCUCGGAUCUCGACUCGAGGUACCGAUGGCUCGCCCUUGGACAGAUGGACGAACUGUGGAGGAGCUUGAAGAAGAUAUACGCCAGCCGCCCGUACAUGAAGGAAAUACACCAGCCGGCAACCAUCAGCAAAUGCGAUCUCAUCGAAGCUCUCAAACACGAAUACUAUGGCUGCUCGAGCGGUCGGCUGCGCAGUGCAAAGAGGCAAUUGGACUACGAGAUGCUCGAGAGCGCAAUCAUGCGGGAAGAGGGCGAUACGGGAAGAUUCUACCGAGAAUCCCGGAAUCAGGUCCAGCUGCUGCGCGAAUCCAUGAACACAGAAGCCCUGGUGCGGAAACUCUUGGAACGGUCAAGAUUCUAUGCCAAAGGCGAGUCGGCGCCGUCGCUGGAAAAAGCUCAGACUCUGUUGAAAGAAGGGAGUCCAGCCUUCACAUUCCGAUCAAUUGAUGCCGUCAGGGCUCAAGAGAACACCAUAUUGCUGAACAAGCGUCUAAGAGCCCUGGUUGCUGCUUCACAUCUUAAUAUGAAGGAGAAGAUUGGCAGGAUCUGCUAUAAUCUGCUCAUCUCUUCUCACCCACCCGACGUCCACACCUACAACACGCUCAUUGUUGCGUUCAACAAGUCGGGUUACCACUCGUUCGCCGAAGCGCUGGUGGCUUCCUUUUUCCACGACCGGCUGCUACAACCUACACCCUCCACCUUCAUCGCCAUCUUGAAUCAUUACCAGUGCACCAACAAUCAUGGAAAGUUCCUCCGGGCUCUCGCAUGCAUCACCGGGAUCGACAGUCGAACCGGUGCCAAAGUUCGCCGGAGACAUGUGUCAGACAUCAACAGGAACCCGACUCUUGUACCUUGGGCCCUGGAUUCCAAACGUCGAACUCUCAACGGUGAAUGGAUAUGGGACCAUGUGCCUCUGACCUUGCCGCUGGUGGAAGAAAUCCUCAAUGGGCUGCUUCACUUCAAGCUAUUUGACCAAGCUACGACGUUCCUCCUGUCAUGCAUGCAAUGCGGCGUGAGACUGAGCCUGGACUCCGUCAAAUACUUUUUUGAUGAAUGCAUCAACGCCCUGGACUGGAAAGCUGCAGCUGGGAUGGCCUACGGCUUGGCACGUUCUGAAACAGCACUGCAGAGGUUGCUUAGCUACCGAGGUGGUGACGAGAACUCGUCUUACAUUGUCGACCGAGUCCGUGUCUUGUUGGACAUCUGUGGCCUUGGGGGUCCGAAUCAGGUGCCCAAGUCGCUUUUGGCCAGCGUAAGGGUCACCGGCCCUGCUUACGCCAAGCUCCUCAGCGCAUUGGCCGAAGAGGAGGGCCUACCGGAGGGUGCGUCCAGAUCUAGUCGAUUGACUGACAGAUCCAAGAGCCGGGUGCUACAGCUGGAGGGCCUAUUGAAGGAGUGCGAGUUUGUGAGAAAGACGACGCUUUCCAUCGAGAGCAAGCUCCUCUACCCCGACUUCUCACCCGCCUUUCGAGUCUCGAUGGCCUUCUACAUUGGCGAGACGGCUAUGCAAAGAAGCGAGCAGCUGAGCCGAGAAUCGACACAGCUCAUC
Molecule: messenger RNA, 1818 nt
Organism: Trichoderma reesei QM6a
Lineage: Eukaryota; Fungi; Ascomycota; Sordariomycetes; Hypocreales; Hypocreaceae
Exons: 1
Molecular function (GO): protein binding
Source: RefSeq, a predicted model, not a curated record